Molecule: messenger RNA, 1358 nt
Organism: Stegostoma tigrinum
Lineage: Eukaryota; Metazoa; Chordata; Chondrichthyes; Orectolobiformes; Stegostomatidae
Product: cyclin-dependent kinase 5 activator 1-like
Exons: 2
Coding region: 443-1339 (298 amino acids)
Biological process (GO): positive regulation of cyclin-dependent protein serine/threonine kinase activity; brain development; activation of protein kinase activity
Cellular component (GO): protein kinase 5 complex; cytoplasm
Molecular function (GO): cyclin-dependent protein serine/threonine kinase activator activity; protein kinase binding
Source: RefSeq, a predicted model, not a curated record
CGGUGAAAGCAGAAGGCUCGGAGCCCGUGUCAGUGAGAGGGUUUUAUCCACCCCAACACAAAAUGCUAGAGAAAGGACUAAAAAUAAGCCGAAUGACAAGAUGAAGUGCCCACACCUUUCGCGGAGAACAGAUGACUGAAAGGGAAAUUGAAAGGGGGGGGUGUUCUCAAUGGUUGGUUUCACGCUGCUGAAACCCCACGGACUGAGAAGGAAUCGCCUCAGACUGUCAACUUAAUGUACCACCUUUAUUUUCCCCAAAAGCCGGCGAUUUGCACCCGCUCCUGAACACUAAAGUUAUUUUUAUUAUCUGUUAAUUAAUCAAUCAACUGCUCAUUGCAGUGGGAGAAAACGAGACUUUCCCCAGACGCAGGAGCCGUCCCCUCACCCCGACUGCUUGGAUUUAUAAUCCUCAGACUGUGUGUGGGACAACGAUAGGGUUAAAAUGGGUACAGUCCUGUCGCUGUCUCCCGGCUCGAGGAGAUCCAGUAUAUUGGAGGAUCGCACCGAGUCCAAGUCCUUAGGUCACUACCAUGCUAUCCAAAGUGCUAAGAACAACAGCCAGAAGGAGAAGGGUCUGAAACGCCAUUCCAUGUUCAUCCCAGCCUUGACUUGGAAGAGGCUAGUCGCCUCCACCAAGAAGAGGAGCUCUCGAAAACCGAACCCUGGUGACUACCAUCACCAGAACGAGGUGGUCCACCUCAACAGCGAGAAUGUGAAGAAGUCUCUGUCCUGCGCCAAUCUUUCCAGCUACGAAUUACAAGCGGAUUCCUCGGGCACCAAGCCAGCCUCUUCCAACAAGACAGCUUCACAGAGUGGGCCCGGCUCCCCCAAGCGAGUGAUAGUGCAGGCAUCCACUAGUGAGCUGCUGAAGUGCCUGGGGGAGUUCCUGUGCCGCCGCUGCUAUAAACUCAAGCACUUAGCUCCCAACGAGCCGGUGCUGUGGCUGCGCAGCGUUGACCGCUCCUUGCUCCUCCAAGGCUGGCAAGACCAGGCGUUCGUCACCCCGGCCAACGUGGUCUUUCUCUACCUGCUCUGCAGAGAUGUCAUCGACGGAGAGCAGGUGGCCACCGAACACGACCUGCAAGCCAACCUGCUGACCUGCCUCUAUCUCUCCUACUCCUACAUGGGCAACGAGAUCUCCUACCCACUGAAACCCUUCCUGGUGGAGAGCGCAAAGGACGCUUUCUGGGACCGCUGCCUCCGCAUCAUUGACACCAUGAGCAGCAAAAUGCUUCAGAUCAACGCCGACCCUCACUAUUUCACCCAGGUCUUUGCCGAUCUCAAAAACGAGGGGACCGCAGAUGACUUUAGUAGGAUUUCCCUUACUUUGGACCGGUGACUCAUCGAGGUGGCGGGGG